Messenger RNA from Parathielavia appendiculata, 1583 nucleotides. RefSeq lists its product as uncharacterized. The transcript has 4 exons. The record is from RefSeq and is a predicted model, not a curated record. NCBI's taxonomy places the organism in Eukaryota, Fungi, Ascomycota, Sordariomycetes, Sordariales, Chaetomiaceae. Bases 1 to 1416 code for a protein of 471 amino acids.
AUGUGGCCGACGACCUGGAUAUCUAUGGAUCAUGUUCCCAAGUUGGCCAGCUACUGGUCGAUCUUCUGUACACUACGCAAGGCCCUGAUAUCCUGGCGACCGACUCUCCCAGAGAGCACCACAUGCAUGGAAGGGCCGUGGCUGUGUAUGCGCCGGUCCAUCGUCUUCAAAGCCAGCCUCUUCAGCCGCCACGAGAGCUACGUUGCUCGCUGUGUCGGGGCGCUACCACACAAAUGGGCCCCGCAGGAUUUGCAACUUGUUCAACCGCUUCCUCAGAAGCAGCCUCUCGGCUGCCUCCUUCCCUCGGUGUCACAGUCGGAGGCGGAUCACAUCAAUACUCGACUGGCACGAUAUGCCUACACAGCUUGUCGGUGUCACUUCAAGGCACAUGGUGAGGGCUUUAUUGUUACAAAGUUGGAAGAAGUCGACGCCCAGGCCGACGCAACGUGGAUGGGGAGGGUGACAAAAGCCCGAAGCGAAUUGGAUAAGUUGGAUAGUCCAGAGUUGCGAUUGAUCCUCGGCGACAGCGAUUACAGCCGCAUCCGAGGCUUAAAAAUCGAUCUGGUCCCCAAGCCUGUCCCUAUCGAGAGCCGUCCCCAAGACCCCGAUCUCGACCCGGACAGCCACGUUGUCCGGUUCUACACCUCAGUUGCUCGGAGGGGACUUCUCCGGGGCAUCUGCCAGUCGUCUCGGACACCCCUCAUUCUUAGGGCACACACCAACGCCUUCCUGCUGCACGCCGGCCAAUGUACCGGCCCCAACCUGCCCCAGGGACGGGGCGUCCCCAGGGUGCCAUUUCCGACGCCAGCCACAACACCAUCCACAACACUGCCUCCCAUUUCUACAACGGCCGCCGGUUAUUGUUUGUUCGCCGAGGAGGUGGGCGCGCGACUACGCGAACUGAGCUUCUUCUCAACACCCCAAUCGAUACAGGCUGCCAUCACGAAGCGGUGGGGACUUAUGAGCCAAGAGAAGCGGCAGCGCUACACUGCGAGGGCCGUCAAGCGCAUGCAGUCGGUGAACGCAACGCCAGUCACGGCAGCUGUUUCCCUGGCUCCGCGCCAAGGCCAGAUACUUGCCACUCCAACAGCCUCAACAUGUGGAACAUCGCCUCCCGCUCGGUUGCCGCAGAUCCAAGCGCCACCCAUUUCCGCGACGUGGCGGGGAAACAGGUCCAGGAAAGCACGACCGGCUACCUCGACGUCGACACCGCGAGCAGCAGUAGGCGCGCUGUCGUCGUCGCCAUCUCCGUGCGUUAUGGGUCCCGUCUCCGCCAGUCUACUUAACUCGGCUCGCGCGCCACUGGCACGCUGGGGGGACCCCAAAAUCAAGACCGAGGCUGUGCCUCCAGCCGCUUCGGGGGGUGUCAGCCGUAAGGUGGGGGAGGUCAUCGACCUGACAGGCGACUCUGACUGAUGCCGCCCUAGCCUUGUUGGAUAUUUUGUUUGGGAUAUGGCAUACCGCUGUGCAUGUUGUACAUAUCGAUGAUGGCUGUGUUCUCGAUACCCCACGUUUGUCUUGCGAAUCUUGUGGUAUUCAACCCCUGCUGUUCCUCAUGUAGGCCUGCCUCCGGUGCGUUACAC